Abrus precatorius (Indian licorice) is the source of this 1176-nucleotide messenger RNA. RefSeq names its product polygalacturonase-like. Lineage: Eukaryota; Viridiplantae; Streptophyta; Magnoliopsida; Fabales; Fabaceae. Gene Ontology annotation, molecular function: polygalacturonase activity. The coding region runs from base 1 to 1176 and encodes 391 amino acids. Gene Ontology annotation, biological process: carbohydrate metabolic process. The record is from RefSeq and is a predicted model, not a curated record. The transcript has 4 exons.
AUGACCAUGAAGUUGAACAUUGCGACGAUUACAUUGUUCUUGUUGCUGGCUAUCUUUGGUAUAGCCCAGUCAACUAUCAUUAAUAUAAACAAAUUUGGUGGAAAACCAAACACAGAUAUAACACAGGCUUUCACGAGUGCUUGGAAAGUAGCAUGUGUAUCAACAACUCCAAGCAAAAUUCUGAUUCCACGUGGGACAUACAGGAUGAAUGAAAUAGAUGUAAAAGGUCCUUGUAAGGCUCCCAUUGAAGUUCAAGUUGAUGGAACCAUUCAAGCACCAGCUGACCCAAAUGCACUCCACGAUGCUUAUCAAUGGGUCAAAUUUGGAUAUGUUGACUUUUUAACCAUAUCAGGUAAAGGCACUUUUGAUGGUCAAGGGGCAAGAUCUUGGAAAGAAAAUGACUGUGGAACAAACAAGAAUUGCAAGAGGCGUUCCAUGAAUUUUGGUUUCAACUUCAUAAAGCAUUCAAUUAUUCGCGACAUAACUUCUAAGGACAGCAAAAAUUUUCAUGUCAAUGUUUUGGGGUGCACCAAUGUCACAUUUGAUGGCUUCAUCGUCAGUGCUCCUGGUAACAGCAUCAACACCGAUGGGAUCCACUUGGGAAGAUCAACUGAUGUGAAAAUUCUUAACACCAACAUUGCAACGGGUGAUGAUUGUAUCUCAAUCGGAGAUGGCAGCAGACAAAUAACUAUUCAAAACGUGAAUUGUGGACCUGGCCAUGGCAUUAGUGUUGGAAGCCUUGGAAAGUAUGUAAAUGAAGAGUCUGUGGAACAUCUUUUAGUCAAGAAUUGCACCUUGACAAAUACUGACAAUGGUAUAAGGAUCAAGACAUGGCCUAGUGCCCCAGGAACUUCUCCCAUUACUGAUAUGCAUGUUGAAGAUAUUACAAUGGUUAAUGUCUUGAACCCAAUUAUCAUUGACCAAGAGUACUGUCCUUGGAAUCAAUGUUCAAAGCAGAUUCCCUCAAAAAUAAAGAUAAGUAAAAUUGUGUUCAAGAAUAUUAAGGGCACAUCAAAGAGCAAGGAAGGAGUGACUCUUGUAUGCAGCAGGGGUGUACCAUGUGAGGGUGUGCAACUGAUUGAUGUUGCUCUUACAUUCAAUGGAGCUCCAACAGUUGCUAAAUGUUCUAAUGUCAGGCCCAUAGUUAGCGGAAAGGCUCCCGUUUGUGCAGCUUAA